AUGUCGACAACUGCCUCCCCUAUCGCGAGUCAUCGUGUCGAGCAGAAGGCGAAGUCCAAGCCAAAAUCUGCCGCCGUGGUGCGCUAUCCGUUCUGGUUUGGUGGAAGUGCAGCCUCAAUGGCUGCGGUAGUGACACAUCCUUUGGAUCUAGUCAAGGUCCGUCUGCAGACUCGACUGCCACAAGCCCCGAAAUCCAUGCUUGGAACCUUCGCAUACGUCUUCCGAAACGAAGGCGUCCUCGGUCUCUAUGCUGGCUUAUCCGCCGCCCUCCUCAGACAGUUGACCUACUCAACUGUGCGAUUCGGGGUAUACGAAGAUCUAAAAGCGCGAUUCGCACCGCAUCCCACAUCCGAAAACCCCAAGCCGAAACCAUCCCUUCUGGCUUUGAUCCUGAUGUCUAGCACAGCCGGAUUUCUGGGCGGUGUUGCGGGAAAUCCCGGUGACGUGCUGAACGUGCGCAUGCAGUCUGAUGCCUCGAAGCCACCCGAGGCGCAGCGGAACUACAGGCACGCACUGGACGGGCUGAUACGGAUGAUCCGCGAAGAAGGGCCCGUGAGCCUGUUCCGCGGCGUAGAGGCCAACUCCACGCGAGCCUUGCUGAUGACGGCGUCACAACUCGCCAGCUAUGACGUCUUCAAACAGGCCUGCCUGAACAAGCUGGGCAUGUUAGACAACUUUUUGACGCACUUUGCCAGCUCGCUGGCCGCUGGGUUUGUGGCGACUACCAUUUGUUCGCCCGUCGAUGUGAUCAAGACGCGCAUCAUGAGCGCGGGCGGCAAGAUCCCGAUUCUCAGCCUCCUGUCCGAGGCAAGUCGAAAAGAAGGCCUGCUGUGGAUGUUCCGUGGCUGGGUGCCGAGUUUCAUUCGGCUAGGUCCUCAGACCAUUUGUACCAUGGUGUUUUUCGAACAGCAUAAAAAACUGUACAGACGGUGGAAGGGGAUUGAUAGCUAA
Rhinocladiella mackenziei CBS 650.93 is the source of this 951-nucleotide messenger RNA. RefSeq lists its product as uncharacterized. The record is from RefSeq and is a predicted model, not a curated record. The transcript is spliced from 2 exons. The coding region runs from base 1 to 951 and encodes 316 amino acids. Gene Ontology annotation, biological process: phosphate ion transmembrane transport; thiosulfate transport; malate transmembrane transport. NCBI's taxonomy places the organism in Eukaryota, Fungi, Ascomycota, Eurotiomycetes, Chaetothyriales, Herpotrichiellaceae. Gene Ontology annotation, molecular function: thiosulfate transmembrane transporter activity; succinate transmembrane transporter activity; oxaloacetate transmembrane transporter activity.